Molecule: messenger RNA, 1473 nt
Organism: Corticium candelabrum
Lineage: Eukaryota; Metazoa; Porifera; Homoscleromorpha; Homosclerophorida; Plakinidae
Product: antiviral innate immune response receptor RIG-I-like
Exons: 1
Coding region: 1-1473 (490 amino acids)
Cellular component (GO): cytoplasm
Source: RefSeq, a predicted model, not a curated record
AUGGCUGCUAAAAGGAAGGGCCAUCACGUACCGCUUGUCUUUGGCCUCACCUCUUUUAUUCCAACAAAAGCAAAAGGAGAUUUGAAAAAAGCUGUUAAGCAUAUUGCCCAGCUCUGUGCCAAUUUGCAUACAAACACGAUUGUCCAAGUGACAAAAAAUGUUAUAGAACUGAUGGCAUUUACCAAAGCUCCAGACGAGGCAAUCUACAAUAUAUCUUCUGUUUCUGCUGACCACUUUCAUGUCAAAAUUUCCCAGAUAAUAGAGUCUUCAGAAAGAGAAGUUCUGAAAGAAAGUCCACCAUCGGGAACUGUUGACUAUGGAACGUUGGAAUAUCAAAACUGGUUAAACAAGAGAAGACUUGGAAAUGAUUUGUGCAUUUGUUGCCUUGUGCAGUUGAAUCGAGCGCUAAUCAUAAACAAAGAUGUCACAAUCUGUGAAGCUGCUCGUUUCCUUCAAGCAUAUUUGGCAGGCACGAACAGGUCCGAGCUAGAUAGUUCUCAAAGGAACCUACUUGACAGCAUACAACAGGAAGUCGAGUCUGUUGAAGAGUACUGUCGUAGUCCGAGACUGGAAAGAUUGAGAGAAGUUCUAGUCCAGAUUUACCGUGAUACACCAAAUGUACGAACAGUUCUCUUUACCAAGACUGCAUUUUCUAAACUCGCUCUUGUCGACUGGAUCUCUUUUGACGCUGACCUUCAAUUUCUCAAACCAGUCUCUCUGAACGGCUCUGAAACAAGUGAAGAAAAAGAGCUCAUUGUGAAGAAACUGAGAACUGAAUCUAAAGUUGUUGUUUGCAGCACCACAUCCGUGCAAGGUCUGUCUUUGACAGAAUGUCAUGUAGCUGUUCGAUACGGCGUGAUCAAAGAUGAAAUCAGCGUAGCUUACCAGGGUCAAGAUGAUAUUGAACAGCACGGUAGUGUACGAGUUUUGGAGGCAGGAACGGUUUACCCAGACGUCCCAGAAGAGGCUCUUGCACGGUUUUGCAGCUUGUCGCUAGCACAGCGAAGACGAAAAAUUCAAGCCGUCAAUAGGCUUGAACUUGAGAAACAGAAGAAAAUUGAGAAGCCUUCCGUCCCUAUCAACAACACCAGCCUGUGUCUCUACUGCAAGAGUUGUGGCCAGUAUCUGUGCAGAGGAGACUCAGUAAGGAAACUGAAGGGCGUGCACAAGGUCGCUAUAGGCCGAGAGUUUAAAGAGCACGCGAUUUGGCCCAAGGUAACGCCUGACAAGAGAAAGUCAGAAAGUAGAGAAACGUAUGCUGUUGAUGAUGUUUUCUUUGCUGGUAAAGUUUCAUGCCGCAGUUGUAUUAGUCAAUUGGGAUCAGUAAUGUUGACAGAUGGAGACCGCUUCCCGGGAAUAAAAAGUGAUAGCUUGCUAUAUUCGUAUGGAGAAUGUGAAGCUCUUUCUGAUGACGUCAAAAAAAAUCAGCUUUUCCAAAGCCAUGAAAACGUCAUUCACAGAAACGAUUAUUGA